This is a messenger RNA of Mya arenaria, 4856 nucleotides long. Its product is annotated as alpha-L-iduronidase-like. The coding region runs from base 332 to 2287 and encodes 651 amino acids. The record is from RefSeq and is a predicted model, not a curated record. The transcript has 17 exons. Gene Ontology annotation, molecular function: protein binding; L-iduronidase activity. Lineage: Eukaryota; Metazoa; Mollusca; Bivalvia; Myida; Myidae. Gene Ontology annotation, biological process: carbohydrate metabolic process.
UGUUGUUCUGAUUUCAUGUUUAAGAUAUGACUUAGAUUCCCAUUGUCAUUUGAAUGUCAGUGAAUAAAAAGCAAUCCACUUCUUUGGUUACGCAUUUAUGUUGACGGUUUCUUUCAGUUUCUCCUGAUUUUCAAGUAAUUGAUUUUAAGUUUUUAAGCAGUUAAAUUAUGGAAAGACAAGUGAGGUGAUUCCAGAGGUGAUGACAGUUAAGAUGGAGGAAGAGACCUUUAAAGAAAUGGCCAUCAGAGAGGCUGUUGGAUAGCACGGAGGAGGAGGCCAUUAAUGACAUUAUUUCCCAAGGAAAAAAACAAUAUCAACUCCUUUGUGCUCAAUGGUUACAGGGAUGAAGGCACCAUUCACAAUCAUCCCUUUACUGCUUAUGUUUUAUCAAUCAUCAGCAAUUGAGGUUGUUGUGAACACAUCAAGCCCUGUUGGACCACUGAAACACUUUUGGAAAUCAACUGGCUUCUGCCCUCCACUCCCCCAUGAAUCAGCGAGUGGUUUUGACCUUGGUGGAGACAUGUCCUACAACCUGGCUAUGAUCGGAGCCAUCCCUAGAUCAGGUAUCGAGCAGGUCCGCAUACAUUGGCUGCUGGACAUCGUUACAGUUAUCAGCCAUGAGCCAUUCAAGGCUCCUGUCUAUAACUUUACUUUAUUGGACAAUGUGAUCGACCUGCUGUACAAUAACGGACUGAAGCCAGGAUUUGAGCUGAUGGGGAACCCAUCGGGAUUGUUCAGAAACUUUGAGGAUAAAGAAACUGUGUACCUCUGGAAAGACCUAGUGACUCAGGUGGCUUCACGAUAUAUUGAUGAGUAUGGUGCAGGGUUUGUGUCUGAGUGGAACUUUGAAACCUGGAAUGAGCCAGACUGCCAUGACUUUGAUAAUGUCAACAUGACUGUACAAGGUUUUCUAAACUAUUAUGAUGCCUGCUCAGAGGGACUGAAGGCGGCUUCGGAGUCCCUGAUCCUUGGUGGACCGGGGGAUGGGUGCCGGAGGACAGACUACUCCGAUGCCCUGCUCGACCAUGUAGUGCUGGGAACCAACUUCUUCACUGGGGAAACUGGCGUCAGGAUUGAUUUCCUGUCCUUCCAUAGAAAGGGCAGUGGAUUUUCAAAGAAGAUUAUGGAUGAUGAGAUUACGCUGAUGUCACAAAUAGCCACUAAGUACCCGACCCUGGCAGACAAACCCUUCUAUAAUGACGAGGCCGACCCUCUUGUUGGUUGGUCCCGGGAUGAGGAAUGGAGGGCAGACUCUACUUACGCGUCUAUGGUUGCUAAGGUAAUUGUUCAGCACCAAAAAGCCUUCAUCUCCAACAAGAAUCCCAAAAUUAAGAACUACCAUCUCCUUAGUAAUGAUAACGCGUUCCUCAGCUGGUACCCUCACCAGUUCACCCAGCGAACAUUGUUGGCACGGUUCCAGAUAAACACAACUAGUCCACCCCAUACACACUUCUUUAGGAAACCAGUCUACUCGGUGAUGGGUUUCCUGUCUCUCCUUGGAGAAACUGAAGUCCAGGCAACUGUUACGUCUAACAGCUCAAGCCCAGACCUAGAGGCCAAUUUUGGUGUUUUAGCAAGCACACACUCGCCCCGCAUAAAUGGAACAGCUGACAGUUGGCAGAGUACUGUGCUGUUCUAUGUUAGUAAUGACACGGGGCCUCAACUGUUCAACACAUAUGCUUACCUGUACAUGGAUAUCAACCCCCCUGAAUGGGCCUCAGAGGAAUUGUACAUGACAGGCUGGUGGCUGGACAAUACUGUGGGAAACCCAUAUAGGAUCUGGGAAAACGCUGGAAAACCUUCCUACCCCAACCUAGACCUACAGAAACAGAUGAGAGUUGAUACAAGCAUUUUGCCCCGGUUUAGCACCUCGGUGAAGGCUGGGUACCAGUACAUAGGCAAAUUUUUCCUGGAAGAACCGGCUGUGAUACUGGUACAUGUCUGCUCCAGGGCUUCACUUCCUCCUGACCAGCCCAAUAAUGUUAAUAUAAGAAACAUCACGAGUGGCCAGAUCUUAAUCACAUGGUCGGACAAAUGCCUGAACUCUAGGUGUAUUUUAAACUAUGAGGUGGCAUUUUCCCCUGAUGGUUCCCGCUUCACGACCCUUGAGCCGGGCUACAACCUUGGCAUGUCUAACUCACUCGUGUACACACCACAGCCUAAACAAGGAGUGCCACCAGACAGCCUGGUGACUGGUUACUACAAGGUUAGAGCCAUGGACUACUUCAGGGACUACAGUGAAUACUCCUUGCCUGUCCAGUACCCUCCACAGGGGCAGGGGAGAUAACUGUUUAUCUACAAUCUUAUUACCUCCAUUUACAAAUUGAAAUUACUCAGGUUGGCUGUUGACAAAGAAAAAACAGACAAGGGUUGGCAUUCUUUGCAGGGCUCCGAUUGAUAUGGAAAAUAUACAAAAAUACUUUCAUUUAUAAUAGCCUUAUAGGGUCUUUUUCACAAGUUCAAGUUCAAGUUUUAUUCAUCAAGGCAUAUAAUAUGCAUGUGACAUAACAAAACAAUGAAACACAUAUUAAUUAACAUCAAAUAAAACAGUGAACAAACAUGUCAAACACAAAAAAGAAACUUUACUAAACAACAUCACAAUUCAUUGUGUCAUGCAUAAAAAAAUCUCACGUGAGAUGUGAACAAAAUGAAAUGUAAAAUGAUAUUACAUCAUUGAAAGUUUGAAGAACAGCUGUAUCGUUAACACAUAUUUAAAAAUAUAUGUCAGACAUAAAAAGCUUUCUUUUGCCAAAAACUGUUAGUAGGGUUAAUCAGAAUAAAUGACUUAAGGGCUUGGUUCACAAAUCUGUUUAAAUAAGAAUGUCAGUUGCUGUUUGGUAAACCUACAAAAGUAGGUAAAAUAACUCAAAAAUUGAACAAAGUUAAAUACCAAAUGUUGCCAAUAUGAAUUCGGAGUUGCAAUGUAAACAUGGCGAUGAUGCUAUGAAGUGUUUUCUGUGCCAAAGACAUAAAUUCUUAUGCUACGUAUUCUAAGGGAAGUCACUGCUGACUGGUGCUAGUGAUUUGGUAUGUGAGAGUACAUGUACUUCCAGAUUAUGCCUGUGUUGAACAGACUGCGAUAAUAAUUUUGUGGUAAUCAUGAUGGUGCUAUUUGACAUGUUAGAUUCAAUCAUCUGUACACAUUCCAAUGAUUGAAAACAGCUGAAUUGUAUUCCAAUGAUUGAAAACAGCUGUAUUGUUUUCCAAUGAUUGAAAACAGCUGUAUUGUAUUCCAAUGAUUGAAAACAGCUGAAUUGUAUUCCAAUGAUUGAAAACAGCUGUAUUGUUUUCCAAUGAUUGAAAACAGCUGUAUUGUAUUCCAAUGAUUGAAAACAGCUGUAUUGUAUUCCAAUGAUUGAAAACAGCUGUAUUGUAUUCCAAUGAUUGAAAACAGCUGUAUUGUAAUGUACAUAGUAUAUUCAUCAUUUUAUUCUUUGUUUGUUAAUGAUGCAAUUUGAAAUGAAUAUUACAAGUUAUUUUUAUUCUCAAAGGCCCGUUUCCCAAUUUUGCUGAACCGAGUUAUUAGGAUUAUAUGGAUUAUACCCAUUAAAAUUUUACCCCUAUUUUAGUACAAACCUGGAUUGGAUAAGGAACCGCAGAGCAAUUGACCAUAGUAAUCUGAUAAUUGGUAAUAUGAUGCAUUCUUUUAAAUAUGAUGAUGAUUUUGAAUAUUUUGCAGGAUUUUCAAUGUCGUUGUAAAACAUGUUUUAUAUAAAGUUGCCAUGGAUGAAAUUCCAUUUUGUAUGUGAUUAAGGAAAUACAUUUUAUUCAUAUCACAUGUGAUAUUUAUAGAUUCUGCGGAUGAAAUUCCACUUUGUACGUGUUGUAUGAAAUUCAGUGUUGUUGUAUUAUAUUAUGUUUUGGGAAAUGUGCAAUACUAGUAUUAAUGUAUUAAUUUUUCGUCAAUACUGUUUAUGAUACCCAAAGGGAGAGCAUAUAGUUGCCACUUUGUCAGUCCUUCUGUCCAUCAGUAGUCCUACCAUCUGUCACACCCCUGUCCAGAAAUUAACUUCCAAAAUACUGAUGGGAUUGAAAUAAAACUUGGAAAUAAGAUAAAUGGUAAUGAGAGGAAAUACAGUGCACAAGAACCAUAAUCCUAUCAUGUAUAUUAUAAAGUUAUCUGCCCUUAACCAUGUUUUCAUUAUUGGUGCUUGUCUGCCAUAUCUUUAAAAAUACUACCAGUUAAUGAAAUUUUAAAUAUAAUAAUAAGAGAAACUGCGGUGCACAAGAACAGUACUCCUGCCUUGCAUAUUUUUUAAAUUUUAGUUAUAUCCCCUUACCCUGAUAUUUUUCAAAACUGGGUACUUGUCCGGGUCAUAUCUUGAAAAAUACGUAUUUUAAUGAAACUUCAUAAAAUUAUGCAGAUGGAUGCAGAUAGAUGGCAAAAAGAGGAAGUGCAUAACCCAAAAACCAUAAUCCUGCCCUGAAUUUGUAUUAGAAACUCCCCCUAUCUAAUUGUUUUUGAAAGUUGGAAUUUGUCCAGACCACAUCUGGAAUAUUUUUGGUUUUCAAUUGCUGGUUUUUUAAUUUCUUGAAAUUUUCUUUAAAAUUUAUAUCUAAAACCUGCCUAUAUCUUUCCAUGUUAUGAAUGUUUCCAACUUGUGUUUGAUAGUGCUACAACCAUUUAAUUUUGACCAGCACAUUGUAUUACAAUUUCUGCCUUUUCAUAUAAAAUUGGAGUGCAUCCACUACUACCAGUGAUAUUUGUAAAUAGUUUGAGUGUUGUGUAUAGCACAUGACCAUGUUUUUAAACUAAAUUUUAUGUUGUAUCUGAGUAGAAAUGUUGUUAAAUGUUAUAUUGUACACCUUAAACCAUAUGUAUGGUAUACUUAAUAACCUUUGAAAAGUGAAGUAAA